AUGACCCCACACACCCCUCUGCCCUCACUCACCCCACUAGCCCCCACACACCCCUCUGUCCCCACACACCCUACUGUCCCCUCUGUCCCUACUGUCCCCACAGCCCCCACAGAUCCCACUGUCCCCUCUGCCCCCACACACCCCACUGGCCCCACCACCCCCGCAGCCCCCUCCAGCUGCAAGAAGAGCCAGAAGAAGAAGAAGGCGGCUGAGGCCAGGGCAGCCGCUCAGGAGGGAGGGGAUGAAGCGGAAGGGCGGGUGGCUGCGAUCGAGGGCCUCACUCGGGCCGGACAGCGGGCGCUGGCUGUGGGCGCGGCGCGGGAGGCAGUGGGGUGCUUCAGGAAAGCCCUGCUCCUCUCCAGGGACACAGCGAGCCCCCAGCUGCACAGGGCUUGUGCCUUCAACCUGGGGGCUGCCUACGUGGAGACUGGGAAGCCCAGAAAGGGCUUUGAAUUCCUCCUCCAGUCCCAGCCCUCAGAGGCUGAGAGCGGGGACCACUCGGGGAGCCUUUAUUUCAGCGUCGGGGCAGCUCACGAAGGGCUCCAGGAUUUUCCAAAGGCUCUGGAGUGUUUUGAGCAAGUCUCCGGGCACGCUGGUGCUGCUCAGGCUGGCAGCCGAGCGGGGACCUGCGUGCAGAUGGGCUGCUGCUACCUGGGCAUGCGGGAGCCGGCGCGGGCCGCGCGGUGCUUCCUGGACGCGGCGCAGGCCUACGCGGCGGCGGAGAGCCCCGGGGCCGCGGCCGUGGCUCUGAGCAGGGCGAGCGGCUCCAUGCUUCAGAGCCGGCGGUUCCGGGCCGCGGACAUCGCCGGCGUCCUCGCCCGGUGUCGCUCGCUUUGCGAAUCCAUCCCCGACCCGGCCCUGCGAGGGAAACUCUACAGCGACAUCGGGCUCGGCUACUCGCAGCUGCACAUCUUCUCCCUGGCUGCCGAGAGCUUCGAGCGGGCGCUGGGGCUGUGCGGCGCGGAGCGGGACCGGCAGCGGGAGGCGGCGCUGAUGCAGAACCUGGGCGCGGCCCUCAACGCCCUGCGCAGCUUCGGCACCGCGCUGGGCUGGCACCGGCGAGCGGCCGCGCUGCACGGUGCUCUGGGGAACCGCAGGGCUCAGGGGCAGAGCUUUGGGAACCUGGCGUUCGCCUGCAGCCAGCUGGGGAAGCACGGGGAUGCUGCCGAGAGCUACCUGCACGCCCUGCAGGCCUUCAGGGACUCGGGGGACUUGCAGGGGCAGUGGCAAGCGUGUGAGGGGCUGGGGGCAGCGUGCUUGCACCUGGGAGACCCCCAGAGAGCCAUUGGGCACUAUCAGGAGGCCCUGGUUUUGCUUUCCCGCUGUCAGGACAGCCCCAGAGCUGCCCACAAACGGGUGGUGCACAAGCUCACAGAUGCCAUCCAGCACCGACUCCACCUCAGCAACCUCUCCUACCCCAACCCAGGCCUGGAGCCCAGCCAGCUGCGGUUUUGCUCCACACUGCCCCGUGCCAGUAGGUCACAGCUCCAGGGGAGCAAGGUGGGGAAAGCCCAGGCUGAGGACGAGCUGUACUGGUGUACACCAGGAGCACAUCCCAGGUAUUCAGGCACAAGAGUGGCCCUGACUGGUGGUCUCACACUGGAACCUUGCAACCCAAGUGGCCUCCUGGGCACCUCUGGGGAGGAUGAUGAUGGUCCCAGCUCAGCCUCAGGCUAUCACAGUGAGCCCCAGGCUAACAGCACGAGGACCACAAGCACCCUGCCCCUGGCCAAGCCACCCCAUGCCAGCCUCCAGCUCCGUAAGUACCACAGACCAGCAGAACAUCAAUCCUGCAGUGAACCCAGGCCUGAGGGUCUCACACUGCAUCCCACAGGGCACCAAAAACACCAAACCCUCCAUCAGAGGCCUCCAGAGAGCCGUGACAAUGACCCCACUGCCGGCUGCUGGUCCCGCCGGGGACCCCGCACGGCCACCAGGACUCUGUCCCUCGUCUGCAGCCUCGUGUGACCGGGAGGACACCGGGGAAACGCUGCUUCUUGGGAGGCUGUGCAGGCCCAAACCGGAGGGGAGGGUGGGCCGUUCAGCCAACACGGUUCUGACCCCGCUCUGUUUCUGCAAUCCUUUGUAUGUCACGGGGAGGAAAGAAAGGGGCUAGGGG
Zonotrichia leucophrys gambelii is the source of this 2119-nucleotide messenger RNA. It is a transcript of the gene TTC24, whose product is annotated as tetratricopeptide repeat domain 24. The transcript has 11 exons. Lineage: Eukaryota; Metazoa; Chordata; Aves; Passeriformes; Passerellidae. The record is from RefSeq and is a predicted model, not a curated record. Gene Ontology annotation, molecular function: protein binding. Bases 1 to 1968 code for a protein of 655 amino acids.